This is a messenger RNA of Pelobates cultripes (western spadefoot toad), 14727 nucleotides long. Lineage: Eukaryota; Metazoa; Chordata; Amphibia; Anura; Pelobatidae. The record is from the annotation of a GenBank genome assembly.
CGCGGCCUCGCUCCGUCAUCACGCUCGCUACGCGCGCACUCCCGCUUCUGACGCAGCGAAGCUCCACCCGAGGAAGCGCGAACCUGCGUGUUGGAAUCGAGUUUCCCGCCGAAGCCGCAGAGAGGGUCUGUAUCAGGAGCUGCUGCCUGGUAAUAGUCAGUCCUAUCCCCCCUCAUCGGUUCACAAUGCCGGUAAACAUACAGGACCAGGGUCCAUCCUCACACAGAGACCGCGAACUUCUGCCAAGAGUGUUUUACUCCCAUCACUGCCGGCCACUGGCUGUCACGGGGAGUCCCAUCACUGCCGGCCACUGGCUGUCACGGGGAGUCCCAUCACUGCCAGCCUCGGGCCUGUCACGGGGAGUCCCAUCACUGCCGGCCACUGGCUGUCACGGGGAGUCCCAUCACUGCCGGCCACUGGCUGUCACGGGGAGUCCCAUCACUGCCAGCCUCGGGCCUGUCACGGGGAGUCCCAUCACUGCCGGCCACUGGCUGUCACGGGGAGUCCCAUCACUGCCAGCCUCGGGCCUGUCACGGGGAGUCCCAUCACUGCCGGCCACUGGCCUCGCGGGAGUCCCAUCACUGCCGGCCACUGGCUGUCACGGGGAGUCCCAUCACUGCCCUGGCUGUCACGGGGAUCCCAUCACUGCCGGCCACUGGCUGUCACGGGGAGUCCCACUCACUGCCGGCCACUGGCUGUCACGGGGAGUCCCAUCACUGGCUGUCACGGGAGUCCCAUCACUGUCAGCCUCGGGCCUGUCACGGGGAGUCCCAUCACUGCCGGCCACUGGCUGUCACGGGGAGUCCCAUCACUGCCGGCCACUGGCUGUCACGGGGAGUCCCAUCACUGCCGGCCACUGGCUGUCACGGGGAGUCCCAUCACUGCCGGCCACUGGCUGUCACGGGGAGUCCCAUCACUGCCGGCCACUGGCUGUCACGGGGAGUCCCAUCACUGCCAAACACUGGCUGUCACGGGGAGUCCCAUCACUGCCAAACACUGGCUGUCACGGGGAGUCCCAUCACUGCCAGCCUCGGGCCUGUCACGGGGAGUCCCAUCACUGCCGGCCACUGGCUGUCACGGGGAGUCCCAUCACUGGCUGUCACGGGGAGUCCCAUCACUGCCAGCCACUGGCUGUCACGGGGAGUCCCAUCACUGCCAGCCACUGGCUGUCACGGGGAGUCCCAUCACUGUCAGCCUCGGGCCUGUCACGGGGAGUCCCAUCACUGUCAGCCUCGGGCCUGUCACGGGGAGUCCCAUCACUGCCAGCCACUGGCUGUCACGGGGAGUCCCAUCACUGCCAAACACUGGCUGUCACGGGGAGUCCCAUCACUGCCAAACACUGGCUGUCACGGGGAGUCCCAUCACUGCCAAACACUGGCUGUCACGGGGAGUCCCAUCACUGCCAGCCUCGGGCCUGUCACGGGGAGUCCCAUCACUGCCGGCCACUGGCUGUCACGGGGAGUCCCAUCACUGCCGGCCACUGACUUGUCACGGGGAGUCCUAUCACUGCCAGCCACUGGCUGCCAUAUUCUAGGGAGUCCCGUCACUGCUAGCCUAUAGCUAAUAGUGAGCCAAUGCAAGCAUUGCUAGAGUCAUUGGGUUUUUAGAUUUCUAUCCAUCGGGAUAGCUACCACUGGAGUGACUCCCAUUGCUGCCAAACAGGUGACGUUGAAAUCAGCUGGCUGGGAGUUAGUAUUUAUUAAGAAUUAGGAAUGUUGGAUUAAUACACACAGAAGUGCUAAGCAGGGUUACCUGAAGAGGCCACAGAUGGGGAGUUUCAGUGUUACAGUGUUUUGGUCUGCUUUCUCUAUUAAAGGGUUGGUCUAGGUUAAUAUUCUCUCUCUCUAUAUAUAACUAAAUAUACAAAAACAAAAAAUUACUUGCCAAGAGUGUCUCUUUGCACUGCUUAGUGCAGAAUUCUCAAACUUUGGGUCCCAAAUUUUCAUAAACUAUAACUCUUCCAAUUUUUGUGUUUGUUUUAGUAUAGUAGGUGUGCAGAGAAUUAGGGAAGUUGAAGUGUAACAGCUGAAGGGACAGUUUGACAGCUCUAUUUUAUUGGGUCCGUCUGCAGUAAGCCAGCAUCAGGAGUAUCCCAUUCUAGUCUGAGUUAAACCCAUGUCUGAUAGAGGAUUGUGAGAUAUGUAGUUUAAAUUACAUAGCAGUUAUCGUAAUCCAAUAGGAUAAACUGCUGGAUCAGGUGCUCACUCCACUAGCAGUUGGGACAAAAUGUAAAAUUUUAGCCUUGACAUAAGUGUUGUGGGAUGCUUUAAGGGUUAUUCCAAGCACCUUGACUGUUUCAGUGUUCCGAUGUGGUCAUGUUUCUUGGCAUUUGUAUAUAUUCUUAAAGAAACGCUGUGCAUUCAGCUAUAAAACACUUUGCUGCCGUAGAUAUAAGUCCAUCUCCAGCUGGAAUGAAAGUUCUGGGCAUGCCAUGUAUGAGUCUGCUGUAGGAACAUAUACUGCUGGCGAUGAACCACCAGUACUCCCUUGGCCCAGCGUAUGGGAUAUUCCACCUCCUUCAUCAAGGGAGUGAUGUCCCAGAGAAUGAUUUUGAUGUAGAAUAUGUGGAACUGCAAUAAACUGAUAUCAGCGAUGUUGCGACUUUUUCAGAUAGAUUUUAAGUUGUCUACAAAGAAAGAAAUAUGAAGGGGGUCUUCUGUAUAAUGAUACAAAAAUUAAGUAAAGGAUGCUCUAAUAUUGUAGAAUUUCUACCGUCCCCGAAAAUAAGACCGGGUCUUAUAUUAUUUUUUGCCUAAAAAAAAAUCACACUAUGGCUUAUUUUCUGGGUAGGUCUUAUUUCAGGGAAAAACGUGUGCUAGAAAGCAAAUCUACUUUCAGGGGAAUUCCACUGAACAUAGAACAGUUCAUUAGGGCAUGGAAUCCUGCAAUUCUAUGUUCAGGGAAACUUUCCCGAACAUAUAUUAGCUUACGCGCGAAUGGAAUCUUGCGUAUCUAUGUUGUGGAAAUAUUUCCCAAACAUAGAUUAGCGACUAGGGCUUAUUUUCGAGGUAGGGGUAAUAUUAGGAGCUUCCCCCAAAAAUAAGCUAGGGUUGAUUUGCGAAGGGUGUUGUUUUUUUGGGAAAACACAGUAAUUCCAGUAGCGACAGCAAAUAUUGUGAAUAAUAAAAUACAUGUGCAGUGCUUAGCUCAGUAGAAGCAAUGAAACUUCAAGCUUUCGGGAUUGUAGUGCAGGGGGGGAGCAUAACACAUUUAAGUCAGACCGGGAGCUGUAGGAGUUAUUGCGUUUGGAGUGUUCCUGUAAACACUCUGCAGAACUACAAUCAAUGGCUACGGCCUCAUCUGGGCGUGAAAUCUUCAGUUUUGUGUGUGGUGUGGAAUCUUGCAUAAAAUUAACACAAGCAGUCAACUCAUUCUCAUUAACAUCUCUUAGGAGCAGACUUAUAGUUGUAAAAAAAAAAUAAAAAAAAAAAGUCAGUUUGUGAAGGAAUCUCAGACUCUUGAGUCACUGUCAUCUUUUAUAUAGUGUGUAUGUCCAGAGUUUUCAAGCCAGUUUACCAGUGUGUUUUUUUUUUGGUUUUUUUUUGGUUGCUGCAUUUUUGUACGUUUGCUUCUGUAAAUAGCUGUUUAUAUUUUAUUUGUUUGUGCAGAAGCAACUGAAAUGCCCCCUAAAAAAGCAGCACCUGCUGCCAGAAAAAAAGCUCCUGCUAAAAGGAAAUUAGCAGAAGCAUUUCCACCUGGUGAAGUGCUAACGGAUUCUGCAAAAAAGCAAUGGAAAUUGGGGUCAACCAUUGGACAGGGUGGAUUUGGCUGUCUUUACCUAGGUAAGGAUUAUUUUUUGGUGGUCAGUUGUUUAAUGUACAUUUGAUUUACUGUUAUACAUGUAAGUGACACUUGAAUUUUGAAGUUCGAAAAAUGUCACUCUAAGCACCAUAAUAGGUAUGUAUCAUUGCAAAUGUAAUGGUACAGAGAGGACACUGGUCUAUGUCUCUGCCUAUCAUGCCAUUUAAGCCUUAACCUGGAUCAGUGUAUUUAAAGGAGUACUAUUUACACUUGUUACACUCCAUAACAUUAUAUAAUUUAUUGAAAAUACCUUUUAAAUACUUCUUAAAGGUCACUACAGGCUGCUAUAGUUGUUAUGCUAAGAGUACUCUUGUGCCAUUCCCUGGUUAUGGGGGCAAAGCAUGUUGAAACAGUUUGUCUUACCUGGGUCCUAAUGGGCGCUGAUCUCUCCUUUAAUGUCGAUGAUGUGGAUCCACCUUCUUAAGAAUGCAAAUGCUGAUAUUGCCACUCGUUUAUUGGCUGAGUGUAGCAGCUGAGCACUCUCAACUAGGGAUCGACAGAUAUUGUUUUUUUUAGAGCCGAUAAUCUGUGAACUUUCAGGCCGGUAGCCGAUAACUUGCCGAUAUUCUGUACAUUUACCAAUUUGAAAAAAAUAAACUAUUUCUAAAGGUCAAUGCACAAAAUGUACAUGCCACAUGUAGUGGAUGCAGUGUGUUUACAGGGGAGCUGUGUGUGUUUGUGUAGUUUAUAUAUAAUGAAUGCAGGGUGUGUUUGUGUAGUGUGUGUGUGUGUAUAUAAUGAAUGCAGUGUGUGUGUGUUGUGAAGGGAUGUAAUUUGUGUAAAAUGGGCAGGAGGGGAGGCAUUUUUUAUUUUUUAUAUUUUUUCUUUUUUUUGUCCCCCUAUCCCUGCUUUUUACCUGGCCAGGGAGGGGGCUGUGGCAUUCCCUGGUGGUCCAGUGGCAUGUACUGAGUAGUGGGAACCCAGCAAGCGCUUACUUACCUUCCCAGCAGCUCCCUGUGUAAUUCUCGCGGUCUGCGUGCCAUGCGGAGCGUUGCCAUGGGAACCCGUAGCAACGCUAUGCGGCCGCGAGACUCGCAAGAGUUACACAGGGGAGCUGAAGUGAGCUGCUGGGAAGGUAACAGCUUGCUGCGGGCCCCCCAGGACCACCGGGCUUGUAAUGGGCCCGGUGAUCCUGGUAAUGUAUUAUUGGCAAUAUCGGUGUCUAUAUUGGCCGAUACCGAUAUUGCCGAAAAUAACAAAUAUCGGUAAAACCGAUAAUUGGUCGAUCCCUACUCUCAACCAAUGAAUGACCCCCUGUGCAAGGAUUAUGUACAUAAUUGACAUUGGAGUAUUCUGGGCUGGCUGCAAACGUUGCUAGAGGUGGUUAUAUAUCCGUCAGCAGCAUUAAAUAUUUAAGUUUGUUCCAUGGUUGAAACUGAAACACACAUACUUUCUCUAAGCAAUUUGACCAAUUCAGAAAACCGAUGUUUUCAUGCUUGGGCUUAGUUUAUAAUAUGAGCAUUUGUUCAAGGCACUUCAAGCAAUGGUUUUACAACUGUUGGACUGCAACAUCCCAGUUGUUGGUGGGCAGCUUGCAUAAAUCCUUUCUAGAGACCUACUGAAUUACAUUUUUAUUUGAACAGCUAGUUCCAAAGGCUAGAUCUCUGAUGGUGAACUUUAGCCACCACUCUUACUCAGAGGCCUCUGCCUGCAGUAUAUGUUGUAAACCUAUGUGUCAUAAUAUGACCAGGUAACCUCACCUGUUGUACAUUGGGUGAUAACUUUUUUGUUGUCCCUACUGUGCUAUUUGCCAUUUGCCGUGCUUGAGAACACUUCACUAAACAGGGGAUAUCUCCCAGAUAACUCUAUACCUGCUUCAUUGCUAGUGCAUCAGUGUCAGAACGGAAUGACCAAUUUUACUUUUUCCUUAUAUGUACUUGCAAAGAGUGAGGCAUGCUUACUUAAUACAUAUUACAGCUCAUUCAUUGUAGUUGCAUUGGAACUACCUGCAGGACAAUUCUCCUACUUUUCCCUGUUACUUAUUCUUAUUUAUUAUUUUAUUUAGAGAAAUCUAUAAAUGUGAAAGCACUCUUCUAGCACUAUGUGUAUAUGAUUUUUCAUUAGAUCAUACUUUAGGGUACCUAUUACCAGUAUGCUUUAAAUAAAUUCUUUCUUAUGAAAUUGAAAUGUGGAAGCAGGAUUUGGCAUGAGGGGCUCGGGGGGGCUAGAUAGUGGUUUUAACACUAUAGGGUCAGGAAUACAUGUUUGUGUUCCUGACCCUAUAAUGAUCCUUUAAACAGACUGUGCACUAGAAGAACUUAGAAUAUCUAUGUUCCUUUUAGGAAUUAAGCCGUGAGACUGCAGAGGCAUGAUCUAUACACAAAAACCACUUCAUUAGGCUGAAGUUGUUUUUGUUGUGCCUAUAUUAUUCCUUUAAACUGAUCUAUGUUGUGUCACAGUGAAGGGAAUAUUUAGUCAUGAAACAUUGCUGAACCAUUUAUUUUAAUUCUAGGUUGAGCAUGUUGGAAAUUAUUGUCCUUGGGGGAAAAAAAACUCCAUCUUAUGACAUUCUGCUCUUAUUACAGUCGUUUAUUUUGGGGGGAAUAUCUGUGAUUGGGCAGUUUUCCCUCUUGUUGCUUAUCUACAGUACUGUAUACACUUGUUGCAAUGGAACAUUUUUUUUUUUCACGUUAGUGAUGUGUGUAAGUAUGCUGGCCAUUGCAAUUUGUUCUAAUUGUCUGUUUUGACUGCACGCAACACCAUGUGGUUUCCUGUUAAAGCUUUUUAUUCGCAUACGUUAAGAGGAUGUGGUCAUCUCUAAUUGUAAAUAUUGUCAAGCUCGCAGUUUUAUUUUCCCUUUUUUAAUUGUAUAGAAACAGUUGUCUUGAUUUUUUUUUUUUUCUUACCUAUUUUUUUUCUCAGCUGAUGUCAAUUCUUCCAGAACGGUUGGACCUGAUGCUCCUUAUGUAAUAAAAGUGGUAAGAUUCGUUGUCUGACACAAUUUGCAAUGAUCUGUUCUCCGUUCUUCUCAUGUUGCUGCCUUAAAAUGCAGUUGGGUAACAUUACCUUGUUACUCCUUUAAGUAUUUUAAAAAUAGUGUAUAUAUUUCUGCAUUAGAGGUAACUUUGUGAUAGGAAAAUAAUCAGAAGUGAUACCUUUAUUCGUUAAACAAAUUGUGGUCACUACAAGCUUUCAGAACAGGAUGUGAUUUAACAAAACUGAAGUAACAUGGCCCAUAUAUUUUUGUUUGCAUAUAUAUCACUCAGUAACAUUUAUAAAUCUGUGUAAUCUGACUUAUGCCAGGAAAAGAAAACACACAUUUAAAGGACCACUAUAGGUGAAGUGGUCUGGGUGCCAGGUCCCUCCCAGUUUUAACCCUGCAGCUGUAAACAUAUCAGUUUCAGAGAAACUGCUAUGUUUACAAAAGGGUUAAUCCAGCCUCUAGUGGCUGUUUGACUGACAGCCGCUAGAGGUGCUUCCGCGUUUCUCACUGUGAAAAUCACAGUGAGAAGAUGCUGACGUCCAUAGGAAAGCAUUAAGAAAGGCUUUCCUAUGGACUGAUUGACUGCACGCACGGCUCUUGCCGCGCAUGCGCAUUCAGCGCUGACGUCGGAAGAGGGAGGCCGGCACUGGAGAAAGGUAAGAGUUUAACCCCUUUCUCCCCUUCAGCCUGGCGAGAUUGGGACCCUGAGGGUGGGGAGGACCCAAAGACCCUAUAGUGGCAGGAAAACAAGUUUGUUUUCCUGGCACUAUAGUGGUCCUUUAAGUAAGGAGAAAUUAAAGGUAUGUUCUUUGUUUUAGCUGAAUUUAAAGGACCUCUAUAGUGCCAGGAAAACAAACGCGUUUUCCUGGCACUAUGUAGUUCUUAGGUCGGUCCCCACCCUCAUGGCCCCUCUCCUGCUAGGCUGAAGUGGUUAAAACACUUACCUUUCUCCAGUGCCGGGCUACCUCUGUGCUGGGAAACUCUCCUCCUGCCGACGCCAGCGCAAACCGCCCAUAGGAAAGCAUUACUCAAUGCUUUCCUAUGGACGUCAACGUCUUCUCACUGUGGUUUUCACAGUGAAAAUCACGGAAGCGACCUCUAGUGGCUGUUAGUGAGACAGCCACUAGAGGCUGGAUUAACCCUCAGUGUAAACAUAGCAGUUUCUCUGAAACUGCUAUGUUUACAGCUGCAGGGUUAAAACUAGAGGGACCUGGCACCCAGACCACUUCAUUGACCUGAAGGGUCUGGGUGCCUAUAAUGGUCCUGUGACUAGGAGAGUUCAUAAAAGGAAUGUUCAUUCCAAGCACUAACUUCUGCUGUAGUCUUUAUCUUGCGAGGAAUGCCCUAGCUUUCUCCAAAGGUAAGUCAAAUCCAAAUAUUUUGACGACUUACCUUGGUUCUGCCAAUUGCUACAUUCUUUGUUGCUGAAUGCUUGUACACUGAGCUAAACCCCCAACUGCAGGGCUUGGCUCCACUAGCUGAGAGAGUUCAGCUGGCACUGCAUGUCAGGCCAUAGUGCACGCUUACUGGAGCGCAGAACUCCACAGCCAACAGACCCCAUAUAAUUUUUUAAGUUUGGAGAGUGCUAGGGGCACUCCUUGCACUAUAACUACAGCAAGCUAUAGGGCUUUUGGUGCUUCGUUAUUGAACAUUUCCUUGUUAAGCUCAUAUACAUAAAGACAAGUGGUGUAAUUAUUUAAUAUACAGGAGUUGUAAGAAAAGAGGGGAAGGGGGGUCACUUGACAGUGCCUCUUUAAAUGGUUUGACUGCGUACCAUGGCAGUGUGUGAGGAUACUCCUGGCACCGUAUUAUAUCGUUUACAUUAUUCACAUCUAUGGUCCAAAAGAUAAUGAGCUUUAAAAAGCAAGACUGCUCAGACAGUGUCAAUGAUUGAUUUUGGUGCUCUUUACUUAUUAGUAUUUUUGAAAACCAUUACUUUUGUUACAUAUACUUAGUAUACCAAAUGCACCCAGAAUAAUGUAAGUUAAAUUUAUAGGAACCAAGUGAUAAUGGACCUCUUUUUUCUGAACUCAAGUUCUACAUGCGAGCAGCUAAACCUGAAUUGAGUAAGUAGAACACAUUCAUUGAGUUUUUGGGGCAUAAAUCUAUUUUGAAAUGCCACUGUUAUAGCAAAGAUAACAUGUUUUAUAUAUCUUUUAAUGUGUUGUGUGUGUUUAAUGGAAAAUCUCAAUGUUGUUCUUGUGUGGCAAUAUACAAAUGUUUCUUAAAUAGUGGUGAUGUUAUUUGAUGUCUCAGAAUUCAAAUGCUCUAGGUGUGGAUAGGAACAAUUCUUCUUGUCUUGCCACUUAAAGGGACACCAAGGACUCCUAAAGCACUUUUGCUUGCUGAAAAGCUCUAUUUGUCCUAUUUUUUUUAAUUUUGGAAAAAGUACAAAUUUCAAUAGAAAUUGACACUUUUUUUUUUUUUUAUAAAUUAACCUGGUUACACCUCCUACUUCCUGGUUUAGUUCAGUGGAGCUAAACUCGCAAGGCAGCUAUGGCCCAGAGCACCUGCCUUGCAAAGACUUCUUAUUGAGCUGCAUUGGAAUGUCUGAGAUUGGGUAGAAGGGAAUGGUUUACAGUGGCAGCAGGCAAGGGAACUGCAGGUCUUGAAAGCUGUUUUAAGAUAUACCCCAAAAAUGCAUACCUUAUGAUACAAAUUUUCAUUUGGGUUAUAUCUUCUAAACAGUGAUUUACAUUUUGGUAUUUGAUUGUCCUUUUCAGGAAAACUUUUACAAGAGAAGAAAACUGUACUACCUUUUUUCCCAAUGGUCACAAGUGAUUAUUGUGCAGGUGUAAUUUAUUGUAUAUAACUUUUGGAGUUGGUAAUAGCUCAUUAUUUCUAUUUUAUCUUAGUUCAGCAUUGGACUAGCUCACAUAAACUGAAAUAUAUUGGCAUACCUAGAUAUUGGGGAUCUGGACUUCAUGAAAAGAAUGGAAACAGGUACAUUUUAUAGACAUUGAAAUUUGUGUGAAUGGCUUAAAGGGAUUCUUGAUGGUCCUUUAUGAAAGAGGUAAAUUAUUGUUGAACAGACAUUGCUCAAAUACUUAAAGUAUGUUAUGUAAUUUCAGUUACAGGUUUAUGGUCAUGGAUCGAUUUGGACAAGACCUCCAAAAAAUCUUUGAAGGUGCAGGGAAGAGGUUUACACACAAAACUGUCCUGCAGCUGGGUCUUAGACUGGUAAGACUCUUCAUAUUUUAAAGGUCCCUUUAAUGAAUAAUCUUUCUAAAAUCAUUUUCUUGUGCGAAUUGAGGCUUUUUAGAUGCUAUGUAGUGCUCCCUUCCUUACAGUUGCUCACUUUGUGCCUUUAGAUUUUGCAGUGUAUUAAUGUGGGAUAAGUGUGAACAACCACCAUUGCUGCUCAAAAACAAAAUCUAUUAUUUUUUCAUUAACAUAUUUGUGCAAGGAACAUCAUGCAACAGCACUCACAUUGAGAAUUUCACUGAGCAUUUAUGGGCAUUUCAUCCAUUCAUUACCAGUGGUGUGUCCAAUAUAGUGGUUACCUUGGUUUGAAAAGGUAAAAUUAUUUUAAAGGGGCACUGGUGGGAUAUCACUGGCAGAUGGGGCAAUCCUUUCCCACUCUUAAUUUGUUUGACUUUUCCUUAUGUACCCCAGUAUGUGCUUUUGUAUGCUAGAAGGAUAAUUUAAUUCUGAUUUCCAACUUGUCCGACAAUACAGUUUUCUCUCUAUAAUGUGAAAUUUGCUUCAAUGUUUCAGUGCCUAGUUUCUAUACAUGUCAUACAUGUGUUUUUAACAUAGAAAACCUGUAAAGGGUGUCUGGGGUUGGUAAAACACAAUGUAUUAAGAGUCUUUUGAAAUCUAUUUUUUUUGUUUUCUAGAUCGAUAUUCUGGAGUAUAUGCAUGAACACGAAUAUGUACAUGCAGAUAUUAAGGCCUCAAAUCUCAUCCUCCAUCAUAAGAAUCCUGACCAGGUAUGUACUGUGACUUUCAAUACACUGAGAUGUAAUCCAGCUUCUUGCUUAAAUGUUAAUACUUGCGUCUUUAUUUCAUUAAACAUAUGUUUCCUGCAAUGUCCUUGUUCUGAACUGCUAUUUGCCUGGGUUUUAUGAAUUUUUCCUUAGUAUUGCAUGGCCGAUAGUAAAUAUAUAAUCUCUUUAGCUUAAUCUUUUAUUUCGUGACUGAUAAACUCUGCAAGGAGAUCUUUGCUAGAUCAUUUGAAUUGAAAGCCCAUUGCGUACACUUGAGAUCCUUUAUUGAUGCGCCAAAGUCAGGAUAAUAAACGCCUGUACUGGUAUCGUAUAUGGAAUUGCCUUUGAGUCAUGUGCUCCUGUGCAAAAAUAUUUAUACUGUAUUUCAGGGAUAGACAUUUGUUACUCUAGGUGUUUUGGACUAAAUCUCCAUUAAUUCUUACAGCCAUAAUGCUGCAAAUCAUCAGGGGAUAUAUAGCCCAUAAAAACUAAAGUGCUGAAGACUGCCUACUCAUACUGUACUGUGUACAGUCAGCCUCUAGGGGUACCAGUUCUAUUUGUAGGCUAGAGAGCCUUAAACAUAAUAGGUUUACCAAUGUAAAUAGAAAUAAGGACUGCACAGAAGAAUGUCACUAUACUUCUAAUAAUAGACUGUUCAUAAUUUUCACAUGCGUAGUCUUUAUCCUUAAAACACAAUUGUGCAUGCAGAGUAAUGUCUGGUGGAUCCACAAAUAGGAACUACAAAGUACAAGGGAAUAUUGAGGAGAGAGGGACAGAAAGUACAGCUGAUAGCAUAACAAAGUUAAAAAGUAUUAAGAAGUAUUAAAACUUUCACAUAAAAGAAUCAAUAUUAGAUCUAGACACUCACAUUUGUAAAUGUAUCAUGAGUACAGUUCAAAGGACUUUUCGUAUUCUCUGCUUUCACCAAACCCCUGGUUUGAGUAAUUGGUAGUCUCCAGUUGUUGCACCUCAUUGGUUCCCUGCAGCCUAUGGAAUAUCUUUCCUGUUAAAGGACCACUAUAGUGCCAGGAAAACAUACUCGUUUUCCUGGCACUAUAGUGCCCUGAGGGUGCCCCCACCCUCAGGGACCCCCUCCCACCGGCUCUGGAAGGGGGUUUAAACUUGCCUUUUUCCAGCGCUGGGCGGGGAGCUCUCCUCCUCCGAUCCUCCUUCUCUCCACAAGAGCUGCGUGCGCAUUCAGCCGGUCGCAUAGGAAACCAUUUACAAUGCUUUCCUAUGGACGCUGGCGUGCUCUCACUGUGAAAAUCACAGUGAGAAGCACGCAAGCGCCUCUAGUGGCUGUCAAUGAGACAGCCACUAGAGGAUUAGGGGGAAGGCUUAACCCAUUAAUAAACAAAGCAGUUUCUCUGAAACUGCUAUGUUUAUUAAAAAAAAUGGGUUAACCCUAGCUGGACCUGGCACCCAGACCACUUCAUUAAGCUGAAGUGGUCUGGGUGCCUAGAGUGGUCCUUUAAGUAAGGAGGGACUAGCAAUCAGGAUUAUAGACAUUGAUAAAGCCACACUGUGACGAAACACGUUAGGCAGAAGUUUUCAGCGAUAGAAGACAGAACAAAUACAGAGACCGGGAUCAAGAAAGAUUCAAGAGACAGCAGUAGACCAAUGAGGUGCCACAACAUGAGUCUUUAUCACCCUCCAAUUUCUCAAAGUCCGGGAGAAGCAGAGAAAUGUAGUAAUGAGAUUCAAUUUCUAACAGUUUCUUUUAUGUGAAUGUUUUAAUAGUUAUAUGGUUUUAAUAUUGCAAUGCUAUAGGUAAUUUCUGUCCCUUCACAUUAUUCCCUUUUAUUUUGUAGUUCCUACUUGUGGAUCUAACAGCUAUUACUCUGCAUACACAAUUAUGUUUUAAGGAUAAAGUUUACCAAUGUGAAGAAUAUGAACAGUCUAUUAUAAGUAUAGGUGCAUUUGCCUACAUGUAGAGUUAAGUCCUCACAUUAUUUCCCUUAAGAUUUCAGAAGAGUAGAGUCUUUGUAGGUGAUUUUGUUUCCAUCAGCUGUUACAUUGUGCAUGAAGUAUUUUCUUGCUCAAUUUACUUGUGAGAAGAUCUUCAGAGGAUAUGUGAUAUUGCAUGGUAUUGGAUAUAAAUCAAUUAAAAACACUUUUAGUGGUACCACUGGUUCGGGAGCCCAACCUUUUUGUGGUACCACAUGGUGAAAAGCAGAUGACCUGGCUUUUGUAGUAGUAAUCAUUACACUCAAGUUAUUGCCACUGACUUUCUAUUGUUGGAUUAUUUUUUUUCCCCUUUUAUUUUAAUGACUUUGCCAGAUGCCUAUAUGUGUGCUGAUUCUCUUACUUGGAUCAUCAUCUUUUUUUAUAGGUAUACUUGGUCGAUUAUGGCCUUGCCUACAGAUAUUGCCCAGAUGGUGUACACAAGGAAUAUAAAGAAGAUCCCAGGAAAUGUCAUAAUGGCACAAUAGAGUUUACAAGUAUUGAUGCCCACAAGGGAGUCAGUAAGAACAUAUUCUGUUUCCUCUGGCCUAAUCUUAUUCAGACAGAACAUGUAUCUGUUAAAUAGUGGCUGUAUUGUUUCACUCUCUGUAAUUACUUAUGCAUUCAUUGAAUAGUUUUGUGUAUAUUUUUCAAAAAUCACUCCAUCUAGCACUUGAUUAUAUUUGGUUAAACAAUUUUAUACUUAUUUUUUAUUUUUAUUUUUUUCAAAUGCUUAUUUUAUAACUUCAGUCAUCUUUAAAACUAGUUUUUAUUUCUUUUUUUUUUUUUCUUUUUAUUAAACAUCGAACUGAAGUGUUUGGCUCAGCUGUUGAUUUACUGUAUGCGGGGGGAGGUGCUGUUAUUGAAGAAGUAAUUUGUAUUUCUGUCCAAACAACUUGCUAGGCCUCCUACAUACAGUAUGCAAAUUUACUUGGCACUCUACUUGAAUAUGACAUCCCUAAAAUUCUUAGAAAUCAGACCAUCCAGACAGAAAAUCAUUCAUUGUCAGCACAUAAACUCAUACAAAAAUGUGGAUCUUAAAACAGCUAUGAAGAGUCAAACAGGAGACUUGAAGUGCAAUAAUUGUUGGCUAAUUAACCUCAUAUCUGCUAGAAAUACUUUCAGUACUUAAAAUGAUCAAGUAAGCUUAAUAAUGAGGCAAUGAAUUCUGAAUUAAAAAAAACAAUUUUGUAAAGUUUAGACUGAAAUCGUAAUUUGGGAAUAUAGGAGGAUUUUUACACCUGUAAAACAUGUAGUUUUGUCUUAAAGGACACUAUAGUGGUCCUUUAAGUCUUUUGCCAGCAAAAAUACAUUGAUAUCCCCCUAUUUUCAAAUGUGUACUCUGAGCCAUAUGGAAAAUAUUUUAAGCCAAAUUGUAAAAUUGCUAUACAUUUGACACCAAAUAUUUGGCACUUUUUUAUAUUUGUAUGUAGUUGGAUUGUAAUGUUAAACGUUUACUUACAGGUCCCUCAAGAAGGGGAGAUUUAGAAAUCCUGGGCUAUUGUAUGGUUCAGUGGCUGUGUGGCACACUACCCUGGGAAGACAACUUAGCGGACCCCAACUAUGUUACUAAUUCUAAAAUAAGGUAUGCACAGUACUCAUUAGACAAAACAGUCUCACGUAAUCAAAUCUAGCAGGCCUGCAUCCUGCUCUUCCACAUCAUGAAUGCAGAAUUGCAUAAUUGUCAAUUCUGUCCAAUAUGGAAUGCAUUUAUUUGGUGAGAACAUUGUGGGUUGGUUAUCCCAGCUCUAUGGGAGAUAGGGGAGGGGAAGUUAUUUUAUAUUACUAAUAUAUAUAUAUAUAUAUAUAUAUAUAUAUAUAUAUAUAUAUAUAUAUAUAUAUAUAUAUAUAUAUUAUUUUCUUUGAACAUUUUAAACUGUAAAAUGAGAGCGUGGGAGAAGCCAUAUUUGCUACUUCUGUACCAAUUUGAAAAUUUGCAUAUUGAAUGUGACAAAUCUGCCUGAUGUUUUAUCUGAUUUGUCUCAAAUAUUUUUCUCUCUUAGUAUGGUGAUAGAAAUCCCUACAUUUAUUGAAAAGUGUUUUCCUGGGAAAAAGAAACCAGGGCCAUGCCAUGCCAUAUUCUUUGAGCAGAUUUUUCUUGGGAUUCUUUGUGUUUUACAGGGAAAAAAA